CGCAAAGGGCUACGCAUGCGCGCAGCGGCGAGCUCGCUGACAGAUUCUGGGAGGCAGCGGCAGCGGCGGAGGCGGAGGCCCUGGACUUCGGGGAAUGGGAGCGUUAUCGCCCUGACUGAGCACCGCCCCCGCCUCCCUGUCGCCGACAUGGCUCAGGAGAAGAUGGAGCUGGAUCUGGAACUGCCUCCGGGUACGGGCGGGAGCCCGGCGGAGGGCGGCGGCAGUGGCGGCGGCGGGGCCCUCAGGAGGUCUAACAGCGCCCCCCUGAUCCACGGCCUCAGUGACACUUCGCCGGUGUUCCAGGCCGAGGCGCCGAGCGCUAGGCGGAACAGCACAACGUUCCCGAGCCGCCACGGCCUGCUGCUACCGGCCUCCCCGGUACGCAUGCACAGCAGCCGCUUGCACCAGAUCAAACAGGAGGAGGGCAUGGACUUGAUCAACCGAGAGACGGUCCACGAGCGCGAGGUGCAGACCGCAAUGCAGAUAAGCCACUCCUGGGAGGAAAGUUUCAGUCUGAGUGACAACGAUGUGGAGAAAUCCGCCUCCCCAAAGCGCAUCGAUUUCAUUCCGGUGUCACCAGCACCGUCACCCACCCGGGGAAUUGGGAAGCAGUGUUUUUCACCAUCCUUGCAAAGUUUUGUGAGUAGCAACGGAUUGCCUCCAAGCCCUAUUCCCAGCCCAACUACUCGGUUUACCACCCGGCGAAGCCAGAGUCCCAUCAAUUGCAUUAGACCGAGUGUUCUUGGACCAUUGAAAAGAAAAUGUGAAAUGGAAACUGAAUAUCAGCCAAAGAGAUUUUUCCAGGGCAUCACCAACAUGCUUUCUUCUGAUGUUGUACAGCUGUCAGACCCCGGUGUGUGUGUAUCUUCUGAUACCCUUGAUGGAAACGGCAGCAGGGCGGGAUCUUCUUGUAACUCACCAGCGAAAGGCAGCACUACCACCGACUCUCCUGUGUCACCUGCCCAAGCGGCCUCUCCCUUUAUUCCAGUAGAUAAACUUUCAUCUAAGUGAUUCACCCAUCCUGAAACUUUUUUUUUUCUUUUUGCAGUGGAGAGACAAAAAAAUCAAGUUGGAGCAAGCACUGAACUUUGUCGAUUAAUUUGAGACUUAUUUCCUAUUUGACCCCUGUCCUUUUUUUUGGAAUUUCCUGAAUUGUUACUCUAGAGAACUUUUAUGUCAGGUUCCUGCAGAUGCCCUUGAAUUCAGUGUAGUAAUAUUUUCAGACUUCUUCCCAAUAAGUGUGUUGAAGCAUACAUUUUACGCUGCUAAUAUGUCUAAAUACAUGUUAUCCCUUGAUUUUUUUAAAUAAUUGAGAGCUCUAUUUAUUUAUAGGAUUAUUAAGUUCUGAUGAAAAUAUAAAUGUUGAAUUUAUCAGUAUAGUAAACUGAUGUUUUAAAAUUUCAUAUUUCAUGGCCACACUAAUUUUUAAUGUUAUUUUCAGCGAUUGCUAAUUUCCAUUUGAGAAAAAUAACUUAGCUAUUUACAGCUUUUUAAAAAAUAUGUUAAAUCAAUCCAGUGGUUGUCUACCCAGGAAUCCUUGGAUUUUUAAUUUUCUGGGUACAGAAGUGGAUGGGAGGGGAAAUGAUAAAAGAACAAAUUAUACCAGUUUGCAACAAAUCUUUUAAAUUCAGUGUAUAGGAGUAAGCAUAUUUAAGAAAAAUGUUUUCUAAUGAAACUUUAAUAAUUCUACUAUACAGAAAAUGAGAAUUUUCUUUUUAAAAAUACUUUUAACCAGAAAGUGCAUUCUCUUAGGUAUAAUCCUAAAGUGCAAUGGGAUAGUGCCUUGCUGUCUGAGCUCACUACGUAUAGGCUGAGGCAAGGCUUUUUGUACCAUUUAAGAUUUAAGUUUUUCAAAUAUAGAUGUGUGGGAAGCCCUAUUGAACUUAAGCAAAGCACUCAGGCAGACAGUACUCUUUCAAUCAUUGAUAUACCUUAAACUACCCAGUCGUGCCUCAAUUCUGAAAAUUCUUGCCAGUGAGAGCCAGAGCAAUUUUUGGCUGCUUUUCUGCUCUGCCCAUCUGUCACCUGCUUGGUAUUCUCUUGCUCAGGAAGGAAGCAGCUGUUUCCUUGCCAACAGGUCUUUUCUUUCCACCUCCCACCAAACUAGGGCACCAUCAGUUAGAAAAAGGUACAGUGCGACUCGGGUUUCUGACAGUGAGCAACAACAGGUCUGUGAGUUGUUUAACCUCUGUGGUUAAAACUACAGCUGUAGUUGAUUCCUUGGGGAUGUUGAUUAAUUAAGGACUGAUGAUUUGCAAGAGAAAAUCAGUGGAGAGUCACAUAGGUAAAUCAUUAUUUUACUUAAGUUUUGUUAAAGGUGGAAUUGUUUAAUGCUUUUUCCUUUGUCUUUUACAAGUAAGACAAAACAUUUAAUAAGAAUAGCAAGUGAUUUUAAUAUUAUACUUUCUUAUAUUAGAUAGAUAGGGCAAGCAGACAAAGAGGGAGGGGGUAAAAAAACAAAUAAAAAAAGAACAAGACCAAAACCCCAGCUUACUUUUUAAAGUUACUGCCUACAAAGACUUUAACAGUUAUGUGGAAUUUUUACAACUAUGAGAAUAAAUGGAACUGGUCAACUCUUACAGUUGCCUGAAGUUUCAGUGACAUCAAGGGUAAGAUUGUGUCCAUACAUUUACAAUUUUCUAUUCUGGGUGAUGUGUUUCUCAAUUCAGACCUGUAUAUCCAGCUUCCUGCUGGGUACCUUGACCUGCUUUAACCACAGGUACUUUAAACUAAUCACCUUCAAAACAAAUUCAUUAUCUCCACACUUACCCUGUUCUUGUAAUAGCUAAAGUGAUGCCAUCACUGUCUUGUUUCCUACACUAGAAACCAUGCAAGCAUAUUUGACUUUACAUUUUCUGUGUCACAUCCAGCUUAACCAUCAAGUCCUAUCAACUACUUCUAAAAUGAAUCUCAAAUCCAUUUCUGUUGUUGUUGUUUUAGUUUAAAUUCUUGCCUAAAUGAUCUUCCUGUUUUCUGCCUCUCUUUUGAUCCAGUCUUCACACUGGCUUUGGAGUGAUCUUUCUAAAAUAUAAACUUUAUUUUUUUCCAACUCGCCUGCUUGAAAUGAUUGAAAUGAUUGUUUUUGUGUGGGGUUUUUUUGGGGUUUUUUUGCCUACUCUAUAUAAAGACCUUCAGAAUAAGGAUACGACCAUAUUCUAGAAUGGUGUCAAGCCUCUCUUCAUCUGAAUUCCCAUUCUUCUUUCUUUACAAACCCUGGACUACUUGGGUUUGUAAAGACUAUUCUUUGAAUGUGUCAUGCACUUGCUAUUCUUUAGAUAUGCCAUUACCUAUGCUUUUUGAUAGGUUAUUCCAUCUUCCUAAAAUGACAUUCUACUUUCAGUCAAGCAAAUGCUUUUUUUCUUAUUGCAUGUGAAGUUAACUAUGAAAACAACGUAUACCUACUGACUAAAAUAUUUAAGCAAUGUAGACAUCUAUAUAUAUGAUUUUUAAAAAUCCACCUUUUAUUAUGUAAUCUCUUAGGUAACUUCUGUUAACAAUUUGCUAUAUAUUGUGCAAGAUGUGUUCUGCAUUACGGUGUAUAUAUGUAUAUAAAUGCAGGAAACCAACAUGUCAUUGACAUCUCUUACCAUAUCUAAUCCCUCACCAAAUCUUACUGCUUUCAUCUUCUAGAAUCUCCUUUUUAUCUCUCCUGCCAAUCCAGAUCCAGGCUGUCGAUCAUUUCCUUUGUAGGCUUCUAACUCCCACUUUUGCCUAACCCACUCACUUUGAUCAGCUACCUGUUCAUUCUCUCUAAAGCAACUAGAGUUAUCCUCUUAAAACUGCAGAUGUGAUCUGUCUCCUGGCUUACAGCUUUUUAUUUGCUUCCUGUUUUUCUUAUGAAUAUACUAUAAAGUAUUAAUCCUGGCCUAGGAGGCCCUGAGGAAUCUGGCCCUCACCUCUUCCUCCUCUUAUUUUCUGUGCUCCACCCUCACUGGCUAGUUUGCUUCUUAAAUACAUCAUGUUCUCUCCUGUUUUAUGAGAUCCUUUUCCCUGAAAGCAUGGAAAACUUUAUUUCUGUAAACUUAUUCUUUUAUAUAGAUGGUAAAUUUUAAAUUAGCUAAGUCUUAAGUUCAUACAAUUUACAUUAUCAUAGUAUUGUUCAUUACUUUAAUCACUCUUCAGCUCAUGUAAAAAUUGUCCUUCAGAAACCAUAUUUAUGGUAUCAAUAUUGCUAAACUAUAAACUUUGUGCAAAAAAGUCCGUAACAUAUAAAGUACAGUUUGUCAUAUAUAAUAAAAUUCUGUGGUAGUUUUAUCAUUCUUAUGUCCAUUAGAAACAUAGUGUAAAUGGAAGAAAUAAUUAACAGUCACUAUAUCCAAGUCUGCUGGGUUCCAGAACCUUUAAGUGUACUUAAAAGAUUGUAAUUAAGAGCAACUUAUAUCAGGUUGCCUACCAGUGAUUCGUAUUAGUCCAGCCCACUACCAUUAUAUACCUACAGUAAAAAACCACAUGAGCUACUUGGCAGUAAAAUGGGUUAAGAAUCAAAACUUAUGAAGGAAAUAAAACACAGAACUUUUUUUCCCUGUAGGUAUGUUUAGCAUUAGUAGAAAAGUUUGAACAUUCAAAUGAGCUAGACAGUAAUAGUUGGUUGCCAGACAAUGAGCUGAGGAGGAUGAUGUAACCUCCAAUUCCUGGAUAGCAUCAGAGAACAGAAGAAAGUGUUUGCCUUAGAAAGGUGGAAUGGAACUUUUUUUUUUUUCUAAAACCAAAAGGAGAAGGCUAGAUAAAGUCAUCAGUGUUGAAUUGAUUGCUAUUGGAGUAGUUCAGGGAUUCAGAGGAGGAUAGAUGGAUGGAAAGGAGAAUGAACUUGUAUCUGAUUGCUUCUAUAUCUCAAUUACUGAGAAAUCUAGGAUAUUUGUGGGUGAGGGCAGCAGUGGAUUUGGAAGCUUGAGUGGAAAAUAAAGACUUAAUGUUGCUCUCAGAAUCUGGAUGUAAAGGAGUGAUUUAAGGGCGAGUCAGUUUAUUGGGCCAUAUUGGAUGCCACAUUGCAGUUGGAUAGUAGUUACAAAGGAAGUGGUUAAAUCGACUAGAUUUGAGAAUUAGUUAAGUGGGAACUAAAGUCCAAUGAAUAAAACAAUUAAGGGUUCUGCUAAAAAUGUAAUUUGAAUGAUUGGCCAAGCCAUUGAGGAUGGUUAGAGAAGUCAACAGAGGGUGGAGGACUAGGCCACUUUUUUCAAAGUCCUACUUAUGAUCAGCCAGGCCAAAGUAUGCAGAGAAUCUAAUGUCACUGUAUCAUUUUUUCCAUUAUUUUUUAUGAGUUAUUUUGUUUAGCUAGAGAAAUGCCCCAUAGUCAAGAUUUGACUUCCAAUAUUUGAUAAAAGUUUGUGUUAACAACAGCUAAGACACCAUUCUUUAACAUCCAAGUAAAAAUUUUUCUUAGAAAUUGAAAUAAUCUUUAUAUCAAAGAUAAUAAAAUACUUGCUAUAUGUCAGGCACUAUUCUAAGUGCUAAAAAUAUGUAUUAAUACAUUUAAUUUUUAUUAUAGUCAUCUAAUUUUUAUCACUUUAGAAAUGAAGAAGUAGAGACACAGCAGUUGCUCAGGAUUCCAAAGCUGGGAGGUAGGCAGUGUAUUAUACUGGUUCAGAAUGCAAGACUGCAAAGCCAGGUGGUUGUGGUGAGGAUUAAAUUGGAGAAUGUAUGUAAUGCACUUCAGUAACAGUGCUGAGCAGUUUCUGUGAAUUGUCAACUAUCAUUAUUGUGGGUGAUGAUUGUCAUUGUCACUUGGACUUGCUAAGGAAUCUUUUAUCAUCCUUGAUUGAUGGAACUUCUGCUUUGACAUCCAGUAACAGCACACUCUCAGCCCUUCAAGGCAGCCUGUCCUUUUCUAAGAUGUUUUUGAUGUUUAAAAGUCUCUCUUAUACUGAACAGACAUUUCCCUCCAUAACUUCUAGUGUUUAAUUCAAGUCCAGCUUGCUGGAAAAUGGAGAACAAGCCUUAUCCUUUUUUUAAUGUGUUGCCCCCCCUUUAAUCAGAAACACCACUACUUCUCUGAUGACUGCUUCUGGCUUCUGGAGUUUAGAAAUCUUGAGCAUUUCUUCAGAGUGCUUCCUCUGUGAAAUAAGGCUAUUAUUACUUGGCAACCAAGAUAUACUCAGAAGAUUGUGAUUCCUUCAAGACUGCCUUCCAAGGUGGGAAGUGAGAGAUGGCCUAAUAACCAGAGUUUUUGCCAAUAAUAAAAAUUAGUGUCAGUCUGAGCACUCAAUAUAGAUCUAGAUCCUGCUUUCAGUGAUUAUAUGCAUGAGUUCAUUUAAUCCUCAUGACAACACUAAGAGGCAGGUGCUGUGAAUAUUCUCUUCUUGUUUAACAGACUAGGAAAACAAGUACAUUUUUUCACACUUCUGUUACUUCCUGUUUUUUCACUUUUAAAUUUAGGUUCUUUUUGUUUUUCCUGAUAAAUAGUAUUUUUUUUUUCUUAUUUGAGAUAAAGCCUGUUUUCCACCAAACAACUUGUUCAUUUUGUUAAUGCUGCCACUUCUGGUUUUAUUCAAAUUGUAUGUUUAUUAUUAGAUAUUAUUAUCAGAGGAAUAUACCAAGAGGAUUAUUUUCUUUUAUAAUAGGUAAAAAAGUGUAUAGGAAGAAAUCACUGCUUUGCAUAUUUUUAACUGAUAACACAUUUGAAGUAAGGAAAUAGCCAAACCACAAAUUUUAGUGUUUUUAUUAUUUCCUUUAAAUAUGCAUAAACUUUUGUUUACAUACAUGUAUCUCUUUGUUAUAUUUUAUUUAUGCACUAUGAAAUUGAUUUGGUUGUUUUUAGUUUUAUUGUACCUCAGGAAGAACCAAUUUGAUCCUUUUCUCCUCCCCUCCAAAAAAAACCUCUGCAUAUUAAAAAUGUGUCACUUUUUUAAAAGAAAAAGUAACAUAAAGAAUGAUCCCAAACUUCUUAUUACCUAAAUAAUAACAAGUUUGAAAAAAAAAUAACAAGUUUGACUUCUUUCUGUACUGAAAGCUUUUCCCAGGGUGAAAAGUCAAGUAAUCCUUGAGAAACCUUAAUUUUACUUCAUAGACUAUCAUUUUGCCAUAGAGUAAAAGAACUCAGAAAAAGAAAACUUCCCUUUGAAUGCAUUCAAGAAUUAGUACUUAGACUUCAAAUUUCACAUAGUAAUGUCCUUGAUUUUUUGAAACAAAUUGAAAGCCAAUUUUUAAAGUUCAAUGACUAUUUAAAAAAUCACUUCAAAAGUGACGUGUAGUUCUUUCUACAUAUAGCUAGUUAGGCAAAUAACAUCAAAUACUGGAGCCUGAUGCACACAUGCCCAAAUGCGUAUGAGCACACACAGAUACACAAAAGACCUACCUCGUGCACCUUUUUUCUGUGGGCCUAGAGUCAUAUUUAGCUUUCUGCCCUUUUCAAAUUUCCUUCUGUUUUCCCCUCAUCAGUUUUCUUAGGUUGAAUUUUGCAGUGUUACUGAAACACACACACAAAGGUACUGCUGAGCUUUACAUAAAGUGUUUUGUGCUUUGAUUUUGUAUCACCUUUGCACAUUUCAAGUGCUGUGCUAAAA
This is a messenger RNA of Heterocephalus glaber (naked mole-rat), 7499 nucleotides long. The record is from RefSeq and is a predicted model, not a curated record. Lineage: Eukaryota; Metazoa; Chordata; Mammalia; Rodentia; Bathyergidae.